AUGGUUAAAAAAUUUCAAGAUUUAUUAAAACAAAAAUUUAUUAAAAUUAAUACCAAAGAAGGAGGUGGAAAUAUAAAAAUAUUUGGUGAUGCCUUAAAUCCUUCUAUACCUUAUAAAAUAUUUCUUCUAUCAAUAGAAGAUACAGCAGAAUGGGUUGUUAAAGAAACGCUUGAAAAAUAUGGAUUAAAACAUGAAGAUCCACAAAAUUAUUGUUUACUUCAAAUUAUUAUUCCACCACGUGAUCAAAUAGGUAAUACAACUAUUAAAGAAACCAUACUUCAUGAUAAAGAAUGUCCAUUAAAUAUUUAUUCAAAUCAUUUACAAAAAAAUCAAGGAUCAAUCACAUUUAAAGUAAUUAAAUGUCCACAAGAAUAUAUUGAAAUUCGUAAACAACUUCGUACACAAGGGACAACUUUAGAUACAAAUAAAAUUCCAUCAAUUCAAUAUCGAACUAUUAUUAAUGAUCAACUUCCUAUAUUUAUUGAAAUUAAUCAUGAUGGCACUGAUUUAUUAACACCUCGUGUAUUUAAACUUUAUCCAAAUACGACAUACGUUGGUCGUAAUGCAAAAUCAGCAAUUGGAAAACAAUAUUUUUAUCUUGAUGGUGUUGGUAUUGAUCGUGAUCAUUGUACAAUACAAAAUCAAAAUGGUACUGUAACACUUAUUCCACAUGGUGAAAUAUGGUUUAAUGGAAAACUUGCUUCUAACCCAUUUAUUCUUCAACAUGGAGCAGUAAUUCGUUUUGGACGAAAUUCAACAUAUUGUUAUUGUGAUCCACAAUUUGUUCAGAAAUCAAAAUUAAUCUCAGGACAAAGAAAUCUACAUAAUGGAGAUAAAUUAUUUGUAUAUGGUUCUUUACCAAUACUACCAAUGAAUGGAAUAAAUAAAAUGAAUAAUUCUCCAUCUAAUGCUUUACAUAUUCAAUCAAAGAAAACAUCAUCAACUCAUGUUAUCGAACAAGGAACAAAGUUCAAUGUUUUACCGGGAUUAUUAGAAGUUCCUGUUGAAAAAUAUUUUGAUUUUAUUUUAGUUGAAAUUCGAUUUCUUCAUGCUGUUUUUAAUAAUUAUCCAUUAAAUAGUAUUCAUUUUCGUUUAUCGCCUGUGUAUACACUUUACAUGACACUACGACAUCGUCUUUCACCAUAUGGAAAAUCCAAUGUAACAUUUAUACAAAAACUAGAAGGUGUUAUCUCCUUACUUCAUCGUAUUGAAGAUAUGAUAAAUAAAAAAAUUGAAGAAUGUCAGGAACAUGGUGAUUAUCUUGCUUAUUGGUUAGCAAAUACGUCCGAAUUCCUUUAUUUUCUAAAACACGAUAGAGAUUUAUCGAAAAUUUCUCAUGAUAUACAAGUUUGUUUAAUUGGAUCUGUUCAACGUUUAUUUUAUUAUUUAAUAAAUUGUUUAAAAACUGAAUUAGAUAAAUAUUUAACUGCAUUUACCAAUCCACAGGACGAUGUUGAACAUCAUAUUCAUAUUACAUUGAAUAAUUCGAAAGUUUUAGAAGAAAAUAAUUCAACAAAUUUAAAAUUAUCUGAUACACGUUGGAUAACAGUCGAUAGAAAUACAAAUCAAUAUAAACAAUCAACAUUAAAUGAUAUACUUGCAAAAUUUUCAUCCAUAAUGAAUUUAUUACGUAAAUGUCGUCUAAAUGUUGCAUUUACCAUUCAGAUAUUUUCACAAUUAUUUCAUUAUAUAAAUACAUGGUUAUUUAAUCGAAUUGUUUGUUGUCCAGAUUUAAAAUUAUGUUCAUAUAUUUGGGGAGAAAAAUUAUUAUUUCGAUUAAAAUCUAUUAAGGAUUGGGCAGAAAAACAAGGUUUAGAAUUAGCAUCAGAAUGUCAUUUAAUGAAAGUGAAUCAAUUAUGUCUAUUAUUAAAAAGUUCAAAAAACGAUAUACAUGAUGUACAACAGUUAUUAUUGAAUAAAACAUUUAAAAUUAAUUCAAUACAAAUAACACAAAUAUUAAAUAAUUAUAUUUUAAAUAGAAAUGAACCACCGAUUUCCAAUAGUUUUCGCGAAGCCCUUCUUUCUACUGCUUAUAAAUAUGUUGAUGAAAAUUUACAUCGUGAAGGUUUUAUGAUUCAAUUAGCGGAAGAACCAAGUUUAACAUUACCAUUUGUAUUUUCCGAAGAUGGUUAUACAUGUGAAAAUUUACGUGGUAUACCAGAAAAAUUAUUUGAAUUCAUUGAACCUAUGAGUCGAUCAGGAUUAUGUCGUUUAUUUACGAAUUCAUAUAGUCUUGGAUUGUGGACUGAGUUUAUGCAAACAUCAAAAAGUGAAAAUAAUAAUAAAGAUAAUGAUAGAAUAGAAACGGUUAUAUUAAAUAAAAAAGGAAAUAAUCUUGGUUUAAGUAUUGUUUCAGCAAAAAGUGAAUGGCAACAAUUUCAAGGUGUUUAUAUAAAAAGUAUUAUACCUGGUAGUGCAGCCGAAGAUGAUGGACGUCUUCAACCAGGUGAUCAAAUCCUUUGUGUUGAUGAAAUUGGUCUGAUUGAUAAAACACAAGAACAAGCUGCUGAAGCACUCAAACGAUAUGGACCUUCAGUUACCUUACAAAUACGAAAAGAUGCAGCUAAUCGUCAUGGUCUUUCAGCUCUACUUACUGCACCAUCGGAGAAUCAUCAUGAAUUUACUCGCUUACAAUCAGCAUCAAAUUCUUCAUUAUUAUCAAAUCAAUAUCCACAUUCGACACUUGCAUUACAGACAACAAAUAGUCAUGAACGAUUAUCAAAUGCCCAACAACAUGUAACUAGUCGUAUUCAACAUAAUCAAAUUAACCCAUCAGUAGUUAAACCUAGUAUAAAAAGAGUAUUAUUUUCUCAUGAUAUAACUAAUCAUCAACAACGAUCAAUACCAUCAUCGGGUUUAACUCACAAUGAUCAAACCAAUUCUCAUGUACCACAACAAUGUCAAUCAAAUCCAAAUCUUUUUAAUUCAAAACAAAUAAAUGAACAAAACUUAGAUAAUUAUGAUAAUAAAUUUCUACUAACAAAUUUUAUUCGACCAAACAGUCAAACACAAUCAUUAAUUAAUCGAAAUGAUUCCACAUUUAGAUCGUUAGUCUUUCGAGAAGAUAUGCCAUUAGAUCAAAAUGAAAACCAUCGAAUAAAAUCAGCGAUACCACCUAAAACAUUACCAAAACCAUUGGUUAAUAGUCUUGCAUUAAUAAAACAAACUAAUUCAACAGAUGAUAUCGAUAUCAAUAAUAGAUUAUCAAAAGCAAGUUUAUCUACAUCAUCUGAUAAUGUAACUUCAUCAAUGCGAAAAAUUGAAAUUGAACAAGAAGAACUCACAAAACUUGGAAAUACAAAUCAAAAUAAUAUAAGUGAAAUACGUUUAAAACGCAUGAAUGAUUUAAUAACUAAACUCAAUCGUACAGAACAAGAAGAAAAAGAGUUAAAUAAUUUAAAAUUAGACAAUGAAUUCGAUUGUCGUGUUGAAGAAUUUUAUUCUCAAAUGAAUAUAAACAAUAAUCAAGAAGCAUGUGCAAUUAUCACUAAUGAAAUCAAUCAAUUCGAUGAAAAAUUAAAACGUCGCUUAGAACAAUUCGAACAAGAACGACAAAUCGAACGAGCACAUAUUAAUCGAAUGUUAACUAAACAUAAACUUGAUACUGAAACACGUUUACGUAAAGAGCGAGAACGUGAAAUUCGUGCUAAUCAUGAAAUGCAAGAAUUUAAAACUCGACGAAUGACAGAAGAUGAACGAAUACUUGAAGCUAAAAAAGAACAAGCUCGUCUAUUAAAACAUAUUCGUUUUCCUAAUUCAAGAAUAAAAGAUGAUCAAUUAUCAAAUAUGGAUGAUAGUGAACAUAUAACCACUGAAUUCGAUUCAAAUAAUAAUAAUUCAUUUCUUCAACAAAGUUCAUCUAUUUUUGAUGAACAAGAAAUUAAUAUCGAUUCAUGUUAA
Molecule: messenger RNA, 3900 nt
Organism: Rotaria sp. Silwood2
Lineage: Eukaryota; Metazoa; Rotifera; Eurotatoria; Philodinida; Philodinidae
Source: the annotation of a GenBank genome assembly